Messenger RNA from Rhipicephalus sanguineus (brown dog tick), 812 nucleotides. RefSeq lists its product as uncharacterized. Bases 25 to 669 code for a protein of 214 amino acids. The transcript is spliced from 5 exons. NCBI's taxonomy places the organism in Eukaryota, Metazoa, Arthropoda, Arachnida, Ixodida, Ixodidae. The record is from RefSeq and is a predicted model, not a curated record.
UGUAGGACCGUAUGCUGUUACAUUAUGGCACAGCAGCAACUCACAUCUAUUUUCUUGCUGGUGAAUUUUUUUUGUAUUGCACCUUCCGCCUCAGACGGAAACUCCCAGGAAGUUACCACCGAGCAAUACAAGUAUGAGGACUAUGCUAUAAACGAGUUCAUGAAUACUACCAAUCCGAUAUGGGUGUUCAACACAACGCUACCUGCAUCUCCCCUGUGCAGGAAAGACCUCACUUUGGAAAUUACAGAAAAUCAGACUAUAUUUACAAGAUAUCACAUGGAGAACGGCACCUAUGUACAAAGGAACAUGACGGGAAACUUUAGUAAAUACAACGAGGAUGCAGCUGAACUGUAUGACAAGAUGACUGUUUUUUAUGGACAGACAGAAGUUGACGAGGAGAUAUUAGAAUACCUAAGCGAAGACAAAAAGUGUGCUGUGGUUGCGGUGAGCAAUCAGACCAUCAGCAGCAGCAGCAGCAGCGUUGGUGGUGCCCUAACUUUUCACGACCUGCGGGUGGAAGAUACAGCACUGAACGAUAUCAAUAACACCAAAUAUGAUGAAUGUCGGAAACGUUAUAACGAUAUUCUGUUAUUGACUAAGAAGAACUGGACACAACCUUACACUCCUGAGUGCAAGAGUGAGAACAAUGGGGUCCCCAUGAUAUCCUAGAGAAACAACAACUCUGGAAAAUGUAUUACAGUUCUAGAAGUGCAACUUGCAAUACUUUUUCUACAAGUCUACUUGCUUUCAUUCACCGAAUGAAAUUUAAUAAAUACGAUAUUGGGGAAGCAGUGUAUCCGCCUGAUUUAUUU